UCCCGUGUAGUUACUGGGACAUAACACAGUACAUCUGACAGUGGAUGCUUCAUUUGUGCUUUGGAGUAUAAAUUUAAUUCAAACAGUUAUCUUAUAGACAUCAAGAAAUUGAUUGGAAGCUGACUGUGACCUGUGAUGUCAUUGGUGACCUGAUUUUACCUUCUUACGAGUAAUGAUAUGCUGCAUCUAUCAGCCGUGGCUUGAUGACACUAGGAGGUAUAGCAUACAUCAGUUGACUGUGGACUAACUGCCGUAACACACGUCUGGAUUAUCAGUGUGUAGUAACAGGUUGUCUCUCACAAGGGAUGUAUCACACUGUGCCACUUGGUUGUUGACUGACUGUGAUACAAGCACACUAUGGCUUCCCAUCCAGAGAGCAGACUGCCACAACCUGGACGCGAGAAGAGGCGUUCAUUUCUACCUGCACCAUCGAGAAGUUUCAACCUACCCACUGUUAACACUAUAUCUCGGGAAGCCUCCCCGUCAAGAGUUGAAAAAUAUCGCGAAGCCUCCCCUUCAAGAGACGAGAAAAAUGUAAUAGUCACACAAAGAAUUUGUGUUGGGGACAGAGUUUGUAUUGGGGGUAUUAAACAUGGAACACUCAAAUACUUAGGUGAAGUGCAUUUAGCACCUGGGAUUUGGUGCGGAAUAGAACUUGACGACCCUGAUGGAAAGCAUGAUGGUGAGGUUGAAGGUCGACGCUACUUUUAUUGUCAUAGGGGUCAUGGUGUCUUUGCCCCUUUUGAUAAAGUUGAGCUCGUUGAACCCGUAGAGGUUCAGAUCAAACCUGCUGAAGUAUCAGAAAAUGUUUUGAAAAGACGAUCACUGCCACGCCCGUUGACUGCCUUGCCAAAAUCAGCAUUACCGUCAGCCAGACCCCUUUCGGUCGGAUCUUUACCAGACGUACGAAAACAGGUAGAAACUGUAAAGGAUGAUAUUGACGAGGAUCCUUUUGAGGCUUCAGCAGCAAAGGUUAAAGGCAGUGUGAUUCAACAAAAGUCUCAGAUUGCAAAGAUAUCAGGUAUUCCACGAGUGGGCUUUGUCUCUGGUUUGCCAUCCACUCAGCUGAAGCAACAAGAUAGUGGAUCAUCACCUGAAUUAAGAUAUAGCAAAGAUGGCCCACAGAAAGAUAUAAAAAGUAUUUUCUCCAGUUACCAAAGUAAGAGUGUAGAGGAUAGUGGUAGUGAGAGAUUAGGGUCAUCUGGUGAUGUAACACAGGGUAUAAAGAGCACGUCUGCUCCAACAGAUCAGGUGGUUGCUAAACCACCAAAACCAUCACGUCUGCCUGGAGCGUCGCGUCUGCCAACAAAAUUCUCCAAACUGGAAAGACCCUCUCCAACAGAGCCAAAGCCAGUCCCACUUGAAGUGUCUAAUCAGCAAGAAUUGCCAUCAAAGCAGUUAUCUAAGACAGCUGAUAGCUUGUCCAGUGUAAACAAAACUUUUGAUAUUAGUACGAAGGAGAACAUUCAGGAAGUGGUUGCUGAAACGCAGCCAGCCAGUGGGCAGACAACUGCUGAAGAAGCAGCAGAUUUAACACGGCAGCUCCGUUCAGAUAGUCGGCAGUUCUUCAACAUCACUUUUGAUGCUGAAAAUAACAGCAGCCUUUCUCCACCUAGUUUGCCAGAUGUUGUGUCUUCAGCUUCUAUGUCUCCUGACUCCGUAGACGGGAGUCAGAGUGAGGUAGACAAAGACUCCACAAAUAAGGCAAACACAGACGACGCCAGUCUCGAUCUCCUCGAUGAUGAGGCUAUGUGGGAUAAUACUGAUCUUCUAGACGGACUAGACAGAGAAACAAAUAUGGCUGAUGACAGAAUGACAGCAGACACGUCUGACAGUUCUGUUAUGAAUGACACUGCAUGUAUUGUUGCCUCUACACCUUUGCCUGUUGGGAAACGGAAGUUUUGUCUUGAAGAUCAAGAUGAUGAGGAUCUUGUGAAUAAGACAAAUAUUUCUGGCAUAAAGGAUUUGUUUCCUAAACUGGAGGAGGGAAAUGUCAACACAAAUGCUACAUUCAAUUUUGACAGUUCUGAUCACAGCGCUGAUGUCACAUUGGAGGAGAGGAGCUCUUUCACAGAAGGAAGGUCUGGUGGAUCUUCAGGAACGUCUCAGUUGGGGAAGUGUGAUCUAAUCGAUACUGUGGAAUCUUCUAAGAGUUCUGGUUCAGCUCGACAAGAUGCUGGUGAACACACCUUUCUUGUUGAGAAAGGGAUCACUGAUAUCUCAAUGCCUCUAACUGAAAUGGAUGAAGUGAGGGAGAUCGAGAAAACGGGAGUUGAGGAUAUUCUGGAAGGGAUGAGUAAAAGUGUGGUGAUGGAUUUAGAAAAGGCUCUUGAUGGCAAUGAUAAGUCUAUGACAGAUUCAGGAAUCAUGGAUCCGAUUAUGUUGAAUCGGAGAUCUUUAACAGAGUCUGGUGUUAUGAUUAUGAGCCAGCAAGAAAACAGGAGGUCUAUGACAGAUAGUGGAAUUCUGGAACUGAUGCAGAAAGAUAAAAAGCCGAUGAUCGAUUCUGGAAUAUCAGAUGGUUCCAUGACUAAGAGUCAGCAGCUUGACCUUGAGGAUUCUGUGCGUCUGGAGGCUGACCUUCGGGCUGGUCACAUGAAGAAGGAGAGACCAGUGUCUCUGAUCUCGACCACCAGUGCAGAUACAGGUUAUGUACCAGACACAGACUCAGAAGCGGGAACCUUGACAACCAAUUCCCCCUUAGACUGGAUGGAGAAGCAUGUCGGCAUUGGAACCACAUUGUCAUCAGUAGAAGAACAGGACGAUUCCUACAGGGAGUCCUUCACUGAAGGUCAAGAUCCCAGAAAGGUUUCGGUUGUGGUGAAGGAUUCCGAGGGCGACUCCGACAACUACAGUGACAUCGGUGCAGGUCGCAGCGACACCGACAUGGGACGGAAGGAGAUCGAAAUGGAUGAUGCCAGCCUACCAGUUCAGGACGGUGAAGUCAGUGGUGUGUCUCUGAUUGCUUCAGACUCCAGCAGUUUACAAGGGUCUACAGCACAGGCUGUGUCGCCAUCAAGUCUUGACUCAUCAUUGAUGGAAGACGAUCGAGCAGAAGCUGACCAGAUCCAUUCGGUCAAGGGAGGUAAUCAGGAUUCAUCACCUGAAAACACUUUGAAAGACCUGUCGGACACAUCUCCAGAUGCUGGGAUGAUGCCCAUUGAGGAAUCUGUGAUAUUAGGGGAGAUAACUGCAUCUAGUCAAGGGGAGAUUAGUCUGAAAGAGUCGGCAGAAACAGCCCAUGAAAGUGCUAGUCAGGAGGUUUUGGCAGGUUCUGCUGGUCCCAGUGUAAAUAUUGAUGAUUCUAUUCAGGAAUGUUCGGGUGAAGACAAAAGUGCAAUAGAUUUGGAUAAAUCUGGUCAAGAAGAAGCUAGUGCUUUGAAAACUCCAUCCAAGGGCAAAAGUGCAACCCCAGCAUCAAAAAAGAAAAGUGCUGAGAAAGUGAUUGAACAUAAGAAACCUAAUCUCAAUGUGCGAUCGUCAUUAGCAGAUUAUAUCCGAGCUCCGGUUCCAACAAAACCCAAGGAAGAGAAAGGGGAAGAUUCAAAAUUGAAGAAAAAUGUGGUGAAUAAGAAACGUGCUGAUAACAAAAAGACAGACGUUGGGAAAUCGCCUGAAAGUGCUAAUGUCAAAACUGAUGAAAAUACUGCAGAAUCAAAGAGAAUUCGACCCAAAAUUGAAAAGGAACCCCCCAAACUAAUCAAAAGGACUCCUCCGAAAAGCAAAUGGGAUAAUAUCAUGUCACAACUUGACAGUAGUAAAGUGCCUAAACCCAAACCUAAGUCAGAAAUAAAGAGUAAACUGGAGACGUAUCUUGCAACCCCAGUACCAGUGGCACCAAAGAAGGAAAAGGAGCCAAAAAAAGAAAUUAAACCAAGAACAAAAGUAGUGUCAUCCCCGAAACCUGACUAUAGUAAAGUGAAGAGCAAGCUUAGCAUUUCUACUCCUCCUCCGCUAAAAAGGGAACAGUCGCCUGUGGCCAACAAAACCCAGAGAAUGAGGUCACCGCGACCCCUUCCCAGAUUGUCCAGUGGGAACAUUCAUCUGGAUUUAUCAGAGUCGUUUGACAACAGUGUGCACAGUUCAGCCCGGAGUAGUCGCACCGAUCUUAGUGUGGAUAUAAUUGAAAAUAUGCCGGAGUCUCCCAGAGAAUCAAAGGCAAGAACACCAAGGAAUUCUACCAAUCGAGUAUCCAGCAUUAAGACAGAUCGGCCACCCAGUGUUGCCAGCACGCUGUCUGACACCUCUCAGGGAUCUGUCAAGCAGAAGAAUGCUAAGAACAAGAAGAAUGACUCUGCGAAACCAGAAACUCCUCGUAUCAAGAAGUACAGUAAUGUCAAGAGCUCCAUACCCCCACCAGCACCCCGGAAACCAGCUCCGUCUAAAACACCUCAGAAAAAAACACCGGAAACAUCUCACAAAGAUGUUUCCAAAACAUCCCCUAAGAAAAGUCCGAAUCAAAAUCGCAAUCGUACAAUUCGUACACCCAGUAAGACCAGCAACCACCUUAAAGGCAGUCAUCAGCCAGAUAUCGUCUCUAAUUCAUUACGGUCCAAUUCGGAGAAGGAAAUCAGUCGUCUGGAAACGUUAUGCGAGUCUCGAACCAAGGAACUCAAUAUCAUCAAGAUGCAACUCAAAAACAGCACACAAGCUUUCGACGCUAUGUCCUGUCUUGUGAAGUACUUAACCCAGGAACUUGAUGCCUUCUCAUGUCCAUUCCUGGCUGAGGAACUGGGGAAAGCCAAGGAGCAACUGAAAGAGGCAGAGGGACAUAUUGCUGAGUUGGAAAACCACAAAUCAAGGCUUGAAGAGGAGAUCUCUGCUCUUACAACAAGCCAAGGUGAAUCAACAGAGGAAGUAAAUAGGCUGCAGCAGGAGAUUACCUCGCUGAAUGAAGCCCAUGAAAAGGCCUUAGCUCAACUUAAAGAGGAGCAUGAAACGACUAUUAAGGACAUGAAGGAGUCUACUCGGAAAUCAGAGACAGAAUACAGGGCAAAGGCCAUGGACCACCAUGAGCAUGUUAUCUCGUACAUGAAGGACUGCCAUGAUAGAAACGUGUCCGACAUCAACCUUGACCACCAGCGAGCUAUCGACUCCUUGAGGCUGUCUCACUUGGAGGACAUCGAGAAACUGAGGACCAAGCAUGACAACCAGAUGGAAGAGUUGCACAAGCAACACAGGGACAAGCUUGAGGAUAUCACACACCGCUUUGAGACCAUCAAGAUGACACUGGGGAAUAAAGAAAAGGUUGAGACACUGAGAGGCGAGUGUGAGGACCUGCGACUGAGAGCCAAGAUUAGUGAGGAGGCUCUGCUCCGAGACUCUGACGUCAAACUCCAGCUUGCCCUGCAGCCAUUCCGCAACCUGCCAGCAGAGAUCGAGAGUCUGAAGCUGGUGAUCGAGAUGCGAAACCAGGAAGUUCAGAAACUCCGAAAACAGAACAUGGAACUGGAGAAGCAGCUGGAGGAGCUCCCAAUUGCCAAGGAGAAGAUAGACUCCCUGCAGAAGAAAUCUGAGAACCUCGAGGCCAUCAUCAACAUCAAGACAGACCACGAAAAACAACUCCACGAGAAAUGCCAGAACUUGAUGAGGAGGUGCGACAAGGAGAGCAAGGCCAACAAACGGCUGUCCAUGGACUAUGAACAACUCAUGUGGAAGGUCGACCAGCAAGACUUCGGCUCCACUGAGAGCUUGUACCGUCGCCAACUGAGUAGGUCACCACCUCGCAGCGAGUGUAGCUCGCCUGAUCCAAUAAGGAAAGGCUUGUCACCGAUCACUAGCGAGAAUGACUCGCCAUGCCGACGAUCACACAAAUCUGCAUCUUCCACAGGAGACGAUUCCUUUGAGCGCAAAUUGAAACGCCGGUCAGCCACAUAUCUGUUGGAAAAAGAGAAAUCUUCCCCAUCGGCUAGCCCACAAGCUAAGCGUCUUUCUCCAAGUAGUUUUGAAAAUUCGCCCCCGAGAGUUAUGACUCAGUCUGCCCCUGACGAACUUUCAUAUACUGUCUCCCCGGCGACAAGUUCGCCACCAGACUCUAGUUCCUAUUCUGUCUCACAGUCAAUGUCUCAUUCUAUGACUCAGUCGAUGACACAGUCUAUGACACAGUCUAUGACCGAUUCAGACAUUUUUGGCGAUUUUGAAUCUUCCGGAAUAGUUACAAAUGGACAUGAAAUCUCAGUGUCAGUCGUGUUGCCACCAGAGCCAGAAGUUGAAUCAGAAGUUUUCACUGUGAUUGAAGAGAAAGAGAAGAAAGUGAUAAAGGAUGAGGUUGAGACGAAUGUGUGAGCAGGGGGAGAUAACUCCAUUCAUUGAGGGAUGCUUCAGUGAAUGAAUGAAAUCCUGGAAUAUAAGUCUUUCAACUGUUGAUAUUUCUCAGUCUUGUGUCAAUGUUGUGAUUAUGAAUUAUGACAACCACUUUUUAAGACCACUUUGCCUGAAAACUAUCUAAUCAUGUAAAGGCAGUGAAAGGGAGGUAACUUCAAGACAUCACUUGAAUGUGGAAUUUGAAAAGAUUUAAAAAUGGCUUCUGAAUGUUGGAGGUAUUAGAAAUAAAGAUGUUUGUUUGAUAUAUCCUGUGUGCUAAGCAUUUGAAAAUAUCCAGUCAUGGCCCUAGGAUUGAGAGGUUGUCAUUUAAAUUCGAAUGGAAUAUGUCAGUAUGUCUCUAGAGUGUUGAAGUACAGAGUUAAUGUCAUUCCAUCUAUUUGAAUAUUUAAAUUACUACUUAUUGUAUAAUAACUAUAUGACUAUUGUACUGUAUGUACGUGAUUUGUGCAAUAUUUGAUGUAGUGAUAGCAGCUUUUGUGGUUCAGAAUAGAAUGAUAAGCUUUGUAGAGCAAGAUAUAAAUGUUAAUCUGUAGAAAAUAAUUUGUAAAGUUUGUACUUACGACAGUUGUCCAUGUUGAUAUGGUUUUUCAGUCCUGUUGUCAAUUUGCCCAAGUCUUGGGCACAUGGCUGUUAAAACUCUGAAUAAGAGAAUGUCCUUUUCCAUAACACCUUGUCAGAAAAUCAGUGUACAAUUUGCAAAAUGAUUUUAGCCAUACUUCAAACUUUUAUUAUGAUUCUGAUGCAUUUGCCUUUGCCUUAAUAACAUUCACCUUUUCCAUGUUCUACUUAUUGAUUAAUUGUCAGUUAGCAUUGAAAGUUUACGGAGAGAUAAGUUUUGGGUAAACUCAAGGUUGGAUCGUGGGGGUGCAUUUGAAAUAAGGGGAUGAAGUAUUUCUUGGAUUCGAUUGGCUUAUUUUACCUUCUUGCAUUUAACUGCCGCUCUCAAGUCCUAUUUCCCAAUUUCUACCUCAUAUUUGAUGUAUUUAUGUGGCUUAUUGAUAAAAUUCUGUUGAAUAUCCUCACACUCAAGCUUUUGUCAAUAUGUUUCAGAGAAAUCAAUCAUGGUCAAUUCAUAAAAAUUAUUUGUCAUGGUUUUAUCAAAUUAAUUCAAACGUAUUGUCUGCUGAAUGUGAAACUCACUAGUCAGGGAAGUUUAAGAAUGACGUGGUCUAAGGGAGAUAACUCCAUAUGUGAAUGCAGAACAGAAAGGUAAAAUGAAGUGCAAAGUGAAUGUAUUAAGCAAUAGAUUGGAGAAAUAGAUUUGUAUUUAGCUCUGCUGUUGUAAUAUGUCCACAAAGUUCAGAUUCUUUAUAUUCAUAUCAUAAUAUUGAAGUGUUUUUCGUUGACAUAUCAAUUUCUUGUGUUUGUUAAGUAUGUAUAGAAUAGGCCUUUUACAUCAUUGUUAACACAGUCUGUCAGAUCUUAUAAUAUGAAUUCAUAACUUGUUCAUAUGCAAAUUUGUUGACACGUUCGUUUCAAAAUUGAUUUGUGUUUAAAAAAUUGUAUGCAAAAUUAAUUGGUUUUCAGUGUUAGUUGUACAUAGGUUAAUUACACUGCCACCCAAAUACAUAUUGCGGUUCAAGGUAACUACUUGAUGAAUUCAAAUGAUCAUAAUUUGCUAUAGUUCAUUUGCAAUUAAAUUGCAGUUUUCAUUCAUGGUGUAUUAGCACAGUGUACAAGUUGUGUAGUCACAUUUGAUUUGAUGUGUGUAUUUGCGUGUGUCACGAAGGUUACAUUCAGGUUGUUUGUUCGUUACACCAUUGUUUACAAAUAUUUAAGUGCUAAGACAAUUAAGUGUUGGUAUGUCCUGUUAUUUUCAUCUUCAAAACAAGUCAGUAGUUUGAGGAAAGAUUUACAGUGAAGAUUUGCUUGAAAUUCUACUUGUUUCAAAGACAGUGCGGACCAACAUCAUCCAUUAAGCCAGCCAAAUUUAUUUGCUAGGAUUUUUUUUAUUGUUUCUCUAUGUUAUGGUCAAUAUCCACCCAUUUAAGAGGAUUGAGGCAAGAUUUCAAAUAAGGGAACAAGUUUUAACAAAAAUAAAAGCAAAAAGAUGUAAAAAAAAUAAUCAGUUUCACCAUUUUAAUCGUUUUCAUAUAUCUAAGGAAAAUAAAGAGGACGUGUAAAAAUAUAUAUUUGUCUUGGCCUGACAGUUUGUCUCGGUCAUAAUCCUGGACAGCAAGCAAGCUGUAGAUCCUACAUUGUUUCCAAAAUUGUCUAUGACGAAUCAUUUAUUGUGAUAAUGAGACUUUCCUGUUGCAAAUCCCGUGGUUUUUUUAGAAUAUUGUGUGGCACAAAUUCUUUCAUGAAAUAGUGCAAACAUGUGGCAUAUAUAAUGGUUACAUCGACUGGUGUUAGAUGGCAUCUGUUGUAUGCAGUGGAAAUAAUCAAAAUUUUGUUUGUCGAUAUUUGUACAUUCUUUAAUAAUUUAUAAGUAAAUUCAUGUGGCAUUUUAUGACACGUUCAAUUUGAUGGAAAGUACUGAAGAGAGUGGUUUAUAACAGAUGAUUAUGGUUGUUAUUAAAUCAGUAUAACACCUGCCUGUAGAUAAAUGUGAGAAGUUAAGUGAAACAGCAAAUAUAUGGGAUAUAACAUGUAUAUAUUCCAUGGUUAAAGAGGCUGGUUAGAGAGGAAGUUAAUUAUAUCACAAUAAGCUCUCACUGUUUCUUGCCUCAAUAUUUUGUGAGGGCUACUUAUCUUUGAUGUAAAUGUAUAAUCCUCUUCUCUCUACUUCCAUUGUGUGUUUUACAGACACUUGCUGUAUUGAUGAGGAUUAAGAUUUCAGAUUUUCAAAUUUCUGAUUGUCAGUUCCUAAAAAUCUGAGCCAUUAGGUCUGUUGUAUAAACCACAUGUCUUCUGUAUAACUAACUGAUGAUUGGUCCAGAUUCUGCAGUGACCAUUGGUUGAGAAUUUGGACGGACCUGAUUGGUUGAAAGCAUUUUGAAUGUUUAGAUCUGCCUCAACUGAUUGGCAGAUGUUAGUCCUGCUGUGACCUGAUUGGUCAAAAUGUUAGUGAUGCACAAAUCUGGUUGUAAAUGUUAGCACUGUCACAAGCAUCAUCUUUGUCUGGUGUUGUGCAUGAUGAUAAGAGUAUGAAGAUGUAAUAAUAUGAUCUCUAGCCAGCAGGCAGCAUUCUGUCGAUUAAACAUUAUGACAUAAUA
This is a messenger RNA of Haliotis rubra (blacklip abalone), 9482 nucleotides long. Its product is annotated as CAP-Gly domain-containing linker protein 1-like. Gene Ontology annotation, cellular component: nucleus; cytoplasm. Gene Ontology annotation, molecular function: microtubule binding. NCBI's taxonomy places the organism in Eukaryota, Metazoa, Mollusca, Gastropoda, Lepetellida, Haliotidae. The record is from RefSeq and is a predicted model, not a curated record. The transcript has 20 exons. Bases 358 to 6285 code for a protein of 1975 amino acids.